Molecule: messenger RNA, 1304 nt
Organism: Opisthocomus hoazin
Lineage: Eukaryota; Metazoa; Chordata; Aves; Opisthocomiformes; Opisthocomidae
Gene: CABP1
Product: calcium binding protein 1
Cellular component (GO): cytoplasm
Molecular function (GO): calcium channel regulator activity; calcium ion binding
Source: RefSeq, a predicted model, not a curated record
UCUCCCCUCCCUCUCCUUCCUGCUUCAUCUCUUCAAGAAAGUGAACAUAAAGUAAAAACACGGAGAGAGAGAGGCAGAGAGAGAAAAAGCUCCCUGAAGAGGGAAGCCCCAGCAGCCAGUAGCUGUUUGGAUUUGCCUGGCACUGCCUUUCUUGCUUUGCUCCCAAGGAAUACCUUUAAUGGGAUCAGUUGCUUCAGUUCAUUUAUAACCAAGUCCACCGGAAAGGCAGACUCAGCAUAUUAUGGGCAACUGUGUGAAGUCUCCACUGAGAAACCUCUCAAAAAAGGAUAGAGAACUGCGUCCGGAAGAAAUAGAAGAAUUAAGAGAAGCCUUUAAGGAGUUUGAUAAAGACAAGGAUGGGUUUAUUAACUGCAGGGACCUGGGGAACUGCAUGCGAACCAUGGGCUACAUGCCUACUGAGAUGGAGCUAAUAGAGCUUUCCCAGCAGAUCAACAUGAACCUGGGUGGCCAUGUGGAUUUUGAAGAUUUUGUUGAGCUGAUGGGACCAAAGCUGCUGGCAGAAACUGCAGACAUGAUUGGUGUAAAAGAGCUCCGCGAUGCCUUCAGAGAGUUUGACACCAAUGGUGAUGGGGAGAUCAGCACCAGCGAGCUGCGAGAAGCCAUGAAGAAGCUUCUAGGGCAGCAGGUGGGCCAUCGGGAUAUUGAAGAGAUCAUCCGGGACGUGGAUCUGAAUGGAGACGGGCGUGUCGAUUUUGAAGAGUUUGUUCGCAUGAUGUCCCGCUGAAGACAAUUCUCACCUCAAGAAGAAUCAGCACCUUAGAGAGGGCAGAAGAGGACCUAGAUGGAGCAUCUAGCCCCGAUGUUCCCACGUGAAGGUUUAUCGGCUGGCUGCAAUCGGGACAUUGCAAGAUGACCUGCUGCUCCUCCCUCAUGGUGGUCCCCAUGCCCCUCCACCCUUUCACACUGUGAAAGACUUGCAACUUCCUACAACUGGAACCAUUCCUUGGAGAUGAUUGCAGAAAACUGCAGAGCCAGGACUUGCCAUGAUGCUUUCAUGGGAUAUUUGCAACUUUAGACUCCUCCUCCCUAGCUUUAUUCUCCCACCAGCUGCUGCAAAGGAAGAGCAGGAGAAAUCCUCUUGGCUUGGUGGUUGAGAGCAAAGUCAUUGGGACUGGUGGCAGCCUCAGGGCGUGCUCUGCACUUCUUGGUUUCCCUUGGUGAACCGUGUCUGUGUUUGCUGUCUGUGUGUGUCUAUCUGUGUGGAGUUAUUUAUGCUUCCCCGGCACGUAUUCGCAUCUCCUGUGGUUAUGUUUACCAAGAGUAAAUUCAAAUACAUGUCUUGC